CAUCUACCAACUCCUCCACCAUCACCAACACAACCACCUCCUCUUCUACCUCCUCUUCCACCACCACAACAUCCACCUCCUGUUCUCCCUCCUCCUGCAACACCAACACCUCCACCUCCACUUCUCCUCCCUCCUCUACCACUGUGUGCACCUCUUAUCCUUCCUCAUCCUCCACUGUCUCUUCGUCCACCUCCUCCCUCACCUCCUCUCCUCCCUCCACCACUUCCCCUCCCUCUACAUCCUCUUCUAUCUACAUGUCUUCCUCUUCAACCUCCACCACCUCCCCACCCUCCACCUUCUCUCCCUAUUCUUCUUCCAAAUCUUCCUCCUCCUCCACCAACACAUCCUCAUCUCCCAUCACAACCUCCAACUCCUUAUCUACCACCUCCUCGUCCACCACCUCUUCUCCCUCCCCCACCAUCACCACCACCACAACUUCUCCUCUGUCCUCCUUUACCAUAUCUCCUACCUCCAUCUCCUCCACCACCACCACCGCCACUUCACCCACCUCCAUCACCACCUCCUCCACCUCCUCCACCUCCUCCACCUCCUCCACUCUUCCUGAGCUGGUGCUGGUGUCCACUCCUCUGAACUGGUCUGAGGCUCGCUCCUACUGUCGGCAGCACCAUACUGACCUCGCCUCCUUCACUGGGCCUGAUGACCAGCUCCGGAUACCCGUAACACCGGAUCACAACAUCACCGUGGCCUGGAUCGGACUACGUGGUGUUUGGACCUGGUCUGACGGCUCUAGACUGGGGCAGUUCAAGAAAUGGUCCCAGGAUGAACCCAGUGCUGAUGGAGAGUGUGUGUACAUGCAUCCUGAUGGGCAGUGGCACAAUCAGGACUGUGGGACGAAGCUUCGGUUCAUUUGCUACGGCAAAAUUCAUGACCAGAACAAGAACCAUGCUGUAUCAGUGGUGGGAGGUGAGACCAGCUAUGGGGGUGACUGGGCCUACUUCUAUGAGACUCAAAAGAUGACGUUUGAAGCGGCUCAGAAGUACUGCAGAAAGUAUCACACAGACCUGGCCACAAUCAGGAGCCAGCAGGAACACGACGCAAUCCAGCAGAAGAUCAUGGACACCAUGAGCACCACCACCAGCAUCGGUAGGUGGAUUGGACUGCACAGGACGUGGGCGUGGUCAGACCAGAGUAGCUCCACCCACAGAGCCUGGGGGAGUGGCCAGCCCAGACGUAACCACUGCACCACCACCCAGCUGCAGCAGCCCAGGGAGUGGAAGACCCGGCCAUGCAAAGACACACUGCCCUUCAUCUGCUACCAUGAUGGCCUGGUCCUGGUGAGGGAGCAUGUCAGCUGGCAUGAUGCGCUGGCGGGCUGUAGGUCCCGGGGUCUGCAGCUGGUGUCCAUCCUCAGUGCGGAGCUGGCUGCGCGGGUACGAGUGCUGGCGCGCUCGGCCUCCACCCCCCACGUGUGGCUGGGGCUGCGUUACGCCUGCGGCCUGCACGUCUGGUUCUGGGUGAGCGGGUGGAGCGUCUGCUACCAGGACUGGGCCCCUGGGAACCGGACCGGGGAAGUGCCACAGGGCUGGGGGACCGGCGCCCUGUCCAGAACCGGGCCCCAGCACUGGGUCAGCCUGCACCAACACACACCCCUCAACUUCAUCUGCAGCAAGUAGACAGGACUCUCCUGACGCCGCUGCUUCAUUCAGAUGAAGUUCAUCAAGUGCAGAUGUUCUCAAACAGAGAACAUGUGAUGCAGCUGUUCCACCAUCUUCUCUUCACAUUACACAUUUACUAUUUAACUAAUAGAAUAACAACCAGGGUAUGCACAUAUAUUACACAUUUACUAUUUAACUAAUAGAAUAACAACCAUAUUAUUUAACAACUAUAAUAACAGCCUGAGUGGACACAUAUAUUACACAUUUACUAUUUAACAAAUAGAAUAACAGAGUGGACACAUAUAUUACACAUUUACUAUUUAACAAAUAGAAUAACAGAGUGUACACAUAUAUUACACAUUUACUAUUUAACUAAUAGAAUAACAACCAGAGUGUGCACAUACAUUACAAAUGUACCAUUUAGAUAGAAUAGAAUAGAAUAGAAUAGAAUAGAAUAGAAUAACAGCUUAAGUGAUACUACACAUUACACAUUCACCUCUAGGCCUAAUUGCGUAAUUGUCCUUAAAGACACACUUUAGGGUUGCUGGCAGCAGAUUUGAAAGCUUGUCUCUUGGUUUUGUUAUUUAUUUAUUUAUUUAUGUCUUCAGCAUCACUACAUUCACACCAUGCAUCUAUACAUUAAAUAAAGACAUCCAUACAUUUGCCUAAGUUUGUUUGCAUCUCCAUAGCACAGCUUGAACUUGCUCAGCGAGUCACUCUCGUAAUCAGUAAUGAUACCCAUGAUAGAUACUGUACUGUAUAGAUAGAUAGAUAGAUACUUUAUUGAUCCCCAAGGGGAAAUUCAAGAAUAUCAGCAUUCCCUGACCUGGAAUCGAACACGGCAGUGAGAGUGCCGAAUCGAAUCCUAACCUCUAGCCCACCAGGACCUCACUGUCCACCUCACCUCCAUGUCGUUGGAGCCGCGCGGGAUCGUGGACGGCCAGAGGUGAGCUAAUCUAAUGACCGCAACGCUGAAACAUUGAAGUCCAGAAUCAGCCAGUAAACACCGGCAUCCCAUUAUGAGCAGAGAUAUUUUAAAUGCCUGCUUGGUGCC
Sardina pilchardus (European sardine) is the source of this 2670-nucleotide messenger RNA. Its product is annotated as secretory phospholipase A2 receptor-like. The transcript is spliced from 5 exons. Bases 255 to 1634 code for a protein of 459 amino acids. NCBI's taxonomy places the organism in Eukaryota, Metazoa, Chordata, Actinopteri, Clupeiformes, Clupeidae. The record is from RefSeq and is a predicted model, not a curated record.